Glarea lozoyensis ATCC 20868 is the source of this 2418-nucleotide messenger RNA. RefSeq lists its product as uncharacterized. The record is from RefSeq and is a predicted model, not a curated record. The coding region runs from base 1 to 2418 and encodes 805 amino acids. Gene Ontology annotation, biological process: intra-Golgi vesicle-mediated transport. Lineage: Eukaryota; Fungi; Ascomycota; Leotiomycetes; Helotiales; Helotiaceae. The transcript has a single exon. Gene Ontology annotation, cellular component: COG complex; Golgi apparatus.
AUGGCAUCCUCGACCCUCUCUCCUACAACCACAACCACUGCCUCCGCCGCGUUUCUCGCUCCCCUUCCUCAAGUUCGUCAAUUCCACCGACAGUUGACUACCUCUCUCGACGAAAAAAAUGCGCGUCUUCGCACUCUCGUUGGCGGUUCUUACCGGCAACUACUCGGGACCGCCGAAAUGAUAUUGGAAAUGCGGGAGAACAUUGAUGUAGUGGAAGAGAAAUUGGGGAAAGUAGGAAAGGGAUGUGGAAGGACUGUGAUAGGGGAUAUGGCGAGAGGAUUAGCGACAUUAGAGGGUGAAAGGGAAAGAGCGGGUUUGGAGUGGGCGAGUAGAGUUAAGACGCUGGGAGCCACAGCGUUGGUUAUCGGGAGACUGUUGAAGAAGGGUGGUGGUGAGGAUAGGGUUGUAAGGGCUAAAAAUCUCUUGACUGCGGCAAAGGUGCUAGUCUUAAGCAGGUUGUUGCUCAAAAGUGUUGGAGAUUUGGCAGCUACCCGAUCGAAGGGUGAUAGGGAGGUAGUGGAGGAAAUGAGACGGAAGCUGGCUGGAUCGAAGAGGAGACUGGGGAGAGCGAUUAACAAGACACUGGAGAAGACGGAUGGGGAUCAAAACAGGGAAGACUUGGUGCUGGCACUUUCGGCGUACAGUCUUGCAACUAGUUCGGGCGCGAAAGAUGUGCUGCAGCAUUUUUUAAGAAGGAUUAGAGGCACAGCACUGGCAUUAGCUUUUGAUGAUGAGGAUGAGCAUGUUGAGAGACACGUUCCCGGCGUCAUCAAAGCUCUUGAAUUAUACACCAGAACUUUGUUAGAUGUUCAGGCUUUGGUUCCUAGACGACUUUCGGAAGCACUAGCAGGACUCAAGUCGAAGCCUCUCUUGAAAGAUCCUGCGCUUCGAGAUGUUGAAGGUCUACGACUGGAUGUGUGCGAAAAGUGGUUUGGUGAGGAGAUUCUCUUCUUUACCCCGUACAUCAGACAUGACGAUCUCGAAGUUUCGUUAGCAGUCGAGACACUUCACAAAUGGGCAAAGGGAGCCUCCGAAGUGCUCCUCUCCGGCUUCACCGAGUCUCUCUCAAAAUCCAACGAAUUCAAACAUGUUGUCGACUUACGAACUCGCAUCCUUCAAAUCUGGAUCAAGGACGGUGGGAGAGCACGAGGUUUUGAUCCGUCUAUUCUCCUCGACGGACUUAGGGAAGCGAUCAACGAUCGACUUAUCUCACUCAUUGAGACCCGGCUGAAAAAGCUUCAUUUAGUAGCCACAGAGGUCUCUGGCACUUUAUCAUCUUGGUCGACGCAGAGACCAGAGACACAUACAUCCCUCUGGGAUUCCUCAAUGCUAGACUUUGAAAUCACAUCAGGCGCAACAUUAUUCAAAGAAUCCAUAAUCGCACGCACUCACGGGCGAAGUGAUGCCGUCUCUCGAGUUUUUAAAGGAUAUCAAACAUGGCGCCAUCUCACCGAUGAGAUUUCUACUAUUAUGGCGCAACUCAAGAAACAGCGGUGGGAUGAUAAUCUUGAGGAUAUCGAGGAUGACGAUGUUCUUGAGUCUAGGAAUACUCUUUUGAGUACUGAGGAUCCAAACAUGUUGCAAGAACACUUGAACGAGUGUCUGACAAAAGCUUACAAAGAUCUUGACGCUAGACUCAAGGAGUUGUUGGAGCUACAUGGUGAUGAUGCCGAAGCUUCUAUAUACAUCCUUCGUAUUAUCCGCGAUCUUAGAUCUGAAUUGCCGAACCACGAAUCUCUUCAUUCUUUUGGCCUUGCGCUUAUACCCACACUCCACGAACGUCUUGCUACAAACGUAACGCUGGGUCCAAUUGAAAGCUUUUCGAAGACAUUGAGAAAGAAGAAGGUAGUAGGAAGGGCGUUGUGGGAGGGAAAGCCUGAGUUGCCGGUUCAGCCCUCACCAGGGACAUUUAAGUUGUUGGAUCAAUUGAUGAAGGCGAUGGUGAGUGUGGGUGGUGAUUUGUGGAGUGCCGUCGCUGUGGGCGUCUUAAAAGAUAAGAUGAGCAGCGACAUUGCUGAGCUAUGGACCGAAGCGUUGCAAGAGGUUGAAGCCAAAGAAGAGCAGACCAACGGCGAGGAUGAGAAGAUUACUGAAUCCCCGCAAUUACUAUCGACAUCUCAACCUUCUUCUCCUACUUCUUCUCCUACCGAUAACGCUCCCCCGCCGUCAAUACCCGUACCACAACCUUCUCCCGCCCAGAGAAAAGAUCUGUUCAUACAAUUCCUCUUUGACAUAUUGCUUCUCCAACUCUCACUUGCUUCUGCACAGGCCAAGGAGAGUAGCUCUGAUAAAUUCGUCAAGUUGGGCGACAAGAUUAAGAAAGAAAUCAGUCUUGAACCUGGUGAAGAGAAAAGGCUAAAAGCCAGUGCGGAGGAGUAUUGGAAGAGGAGUGGGCUGUUGUUUGGGCUGUUAUUAUAA